AUGGGACGCAGCAUGGCGCGUGAGGGUCUCGUGCCCAAGUACCCCAUCGUCCUCCUUCCCGGUCUGGCGUCGUCGAGUUUGCAGGUGGAAGAGGGCAAUCCCGAGUGGGUGGGCGAGUGGAUCUGGCUGUCCCUCGCCAAGAUCGGCUCCCAGAAGUUCAAAACCCUCUUCUCCUCGCCCACCGUCAGUAAGCGGAUUGAUCCAGAUGCGUCGGACGAGGGCUCUGCCGACGCCCAGUUUCGAAACGAGUGGGUGAGGCACGUGUGUCUGCAGCAGGACGGCUGCAGCGAUCCACCGGGAAUUCGCGUGCGCCCUGUACCCGGCAAGGACGGUUGCGCGUACCUCAGCCCCGGCGCCCUCACCAACAAUCUCUCCUAUGUGAUGGGUCCGCUGAUCGAGAAUCUGCACGAGUUCGGCUACACCGACUCCGAUCUCGUUGCUGUGCCUUAUGACUGGCGCUUGCCGCCGCACAUGCUGGAGGAGCGCGACGGAUUCUUCACGCAGCUCCGGACGAUCAUCGAGAAGACCGCCGAGCGAUGCCAGUCGCCAGUUGUCAUUGUGGCCCACUCCAUGGGCAACCGGGUGCUGCAGUACUUCCUGCACCGGCUUGUCGUGACCGAGGGCGACCUCGGCCGGCAGUGGAUCGACCGGCACGUCCACUCCUACGUCGCCGUCGGCGCGCCAUUCCUCGGCGCGCCCAAGAUCGUGCGCAGCCUGGCCACGGGCGAGCGGAUGGGCAUGGAGGCGCUUCUGCGUCAGGAGGAGGGCGUCGCAUUCAUCAGGUCGCUGGGGAGCACGGGUAUGAUCAUGCCGAUGGCCCAGCCGCGCUACUUCGAAGUGCCGCGUGAGUUCGUCCAUCUGCGGGGCGAGCGGAGCGAGGCCCACCUGCCGAUCACCAUCACCCAGACACUGGCCCUUGCCGGCGCCUCGAAACAAGUGGAGAAUCUGGAGGCGUACUACCGUCGAAACAGCGUGUGGGGCCGCAUGCCGGAUGCUCCGCCGGUCAAGCGGCUCUUUGCCAUCUACGGCGUCAACUUGGACACGGAGAUGUUCUACUUCUACCGACGAGACCGGAAGGGCGAACUGGUGUUCGACCGGGAUGUCAAGGACACGGCCGACUUCCAGGGCUACACCAUGCGCGAGGGGAUCGGGUACGAAACGAAGGACACGGUGCAGGGCACUUUGAGGAGCUCGACCGGAUUGCACGGCCACCGUUCUGGCGACGGUACGGUGCCGUACGUAUCGCUCAACUACUGCACGGAAUGGCGCCAGGACCUCGAAUUGCGGAUCGAAGAGCUCGAAGGCGUAGAACAUCGAGAGAUUCUCAACAACCGACUCUUCUUUCGUCUGUUGAUCGAGCACGUGUCGGAGCCCCUCACACUCAGGCAGCGCCGUGAACGGGAGACAGUGGUGCUUGGGUGCAUAGACGACGAGCGCGACGACACCGACGUCGACGCCUGA
This is a messenger RNA of Acanthamoeba castellanii str. Neff, 1461 nucleotides long. Its product is annotated as phospholipid:sterol acyl transferase. The coding region runs from base 1 to 1461 and encodes 486 amino acids. NCBI's taxonomy places the organism in Eukaryota, Discosea, Longamoebia, Acanthamoebidae. Gene Ontology annotation, biological process: lipid metabolic process. The record is from RefSeq and is a predicted model, not a curated record. Gene Ontology annotation, cellular component: cytoplasm. The transcript has 12 exons.